CGCGAUUUUAGUUUAUGAUGAAACGUUGUAAUUAUUUAGAAAGAUAAUUAUAACUAUGGGUUUAACGAAGCAGUAUUUACGAUAUGUAGGUAGCGCAUGUUUUGGCGUUAUCGGUAGUCCUAAGUCAAACCUGGUGUACCUAGAAGCAGAAGAAGAGAAGGGAAAGUUCGCUGCCGUGCCAGCUGUAGAGCAUGUGUUUAUUUGGGACAUCCGGAAGUCAGAGAAGGUAAUGGUAUUACAAGGAGACAACUACGAAGUGACAUGCAUUGCUAAAAGUCCAAACAAGACUAGUAUAGCAGUUGGAUAUCAAGACGGUACAAUUAAGUUAUUUGAUUUGAUGACUGGAGACUCCACUGUCACAUUUAAUGGGCAUAAAUCUGCUGUAUCUGCACUCAAUUUUGACACACAUGGCACUAGACUGGUUUCAGGAUCCAAGGAUACUGAUGUCAUAGUUUGGGAUGUCGUCAAUGAAAGUGGUCUGUAUCGAUUGAAAGGUCAUAAAGGAAUGGUUACACAAUGCCAAUUUAUGGCGAAUAGGAAUUUUCUUAUUUCAAGUUCUAAAGACACUUAUAUAAAGUUUUGGGAUUUAGACACACAGCAUUGUUUUAAAACCAUGGUGGGACACAGAACUGAGGUGUGGGGGUUUUGUUUAACACCAGAUGAGAAGCGGAUGAUAACAGGUUGUAUGGACAGUGAACUCAGAGUCUGGGAUAUCACAUAUCAAGAUCAGGUUGAAGAGGAUGGUGAUGAGCCUGGUCCUCAACCAGCCAAAAAAAUGAAAACUGAAGAGUCUACUUCCAUAUUUGGAGAAGACGAGGAAGAAGAAGAAACUAAUUUAUUGUCCUGUAGCCGAGUAGGAUCACUUAUGAGGCAGAGUAGAGAAAGAGUAGUAUCCAUGGCGAUGGAUAGUACUGGUAGAGUUUUAACAUGUCAUGGCACAGACUCACAAUUAGAAGUGUUUGUCUUGUGUAAUGAGGAAGAAUUAGCGAAAAGAUUGAAGAAAAAACAGAAGAAAUCAAGAAAGAAACAAAAAGCAAAAGGAGAAGCAGAAGAUACAGAGAAUGAUGUGAAGCUAUCAUUGGAAGAUGAAAUUAGAAAACUUGCUGUAGUGAGAGCAACACAUAAAGUCAGAUCAUGUGAUUUUAUUCUUGAAAAAGGAGAAAGUAUAAAAAUUUUGCUCUUGUUAGCAAACAACACAUUGGAAGUGUUCAGUUUGUCCAUUGGAGAAAAGAAGCCUGAACCAUCGAACAAAAGUUCAUUGGGCAUGCCUGGUCACCGUAGCGAUGUGAGAACUGUAUGUUUCAGUUCAGAUGACACAGCAUUGUUAUCUGCAUCAGGAGAAGCAGUUAAAAUAUGGAACAGAUCUACCCAGCAAUGUAUUCGUACUAUGAAGAGUGGUUAUGUGUUAUGUUCUAUGUUUGUGCCAGGUGAUAGGCAUUGCAUUGUGGGUACUAAGGCAGGCAAGGUAUGUCUGUAUGAUAUCGCAUCAGGAGACUUAUUGGAAACAGUGGAUGCCCAUGAUGGUGCGGUGUGGUCUCUGUCUCUCAGUCCUGAUAAGAGGGGUUUUGUAACAGGCAGUGCUGAUCAUACAGUGAAAUUCUGGGAGUUUGAGCUAAUCAAAGAUGAAAAAGUAACUGAAUCAAGUAAAAGACUAUCUGUGAGUCAUGUUCGUACUUUACAAAUGGACGAUGACGUACUGUGUGUGAAGUACACACCUGAUCAGAGGUUAUUAGCAGUGGCCUUAUUGGAUAACACUGUGAAGGUCUUCUUUACAGAUACAUUGAAGUUUUUUCUCUCGCUGUAUGGUCACAAGUUACCCGUCUUAACACUGGAUAUAUCAUAUGAUAGUCAAUUGUUAAUUACCGGAUCUGCUGACAGGAAUAUAAAACUCUGGGGUUUAGAUUUCGGAGACUGCCAUAAGUCAAUCUUUGCGCAUGAUGACAGUAUCAUGUGUUUACAAUUCGUACCAAAAACACAUCUUUUUUUCUCUGGUGGCAAAGAUAGAAAGAUAAAACAAUGGGACGGUGAUAAAUAUGAACUCAUACAAACUUUGGAGGGCCACCAUGGUGAAGUAUGGUGUAUUGCUGUCAGUCCAUCGGGAGAACAUGUGGUUUCUGGGUCACAUGACAAAUCUAUACGACUGUGGGAAAAAACGCAGGAAAUUCUUGUACUGGAAGAAGAGAAAGAAAUUGCCAGGGAAAAGGCAUAUGAAGAGUCUGUUGCCAAGGGUGAUGAACCUGUGGUUCCAGGAGAAGUAAGUGGAGGUGAAGUUGAGAUGGCUGGUAAGAAGACGAUAGAGACGGUGAAAUCAGCCGAGAGAAUUAUGGAAUCCAUUGUACUGUAUAAUGAUGAAACUCUUAAAAUGCAAGAAUAUGAAGCUCAGUGUAAAGCAAUGAAAAAAGAGCUUCCUCGUCCCGCAACUCAUCCAAUACUCAUAGCGUAUGGAAAUAUUUCUCCGUCAAAAUAUGUUUUAGACGUUCUAAAGAAAGUCAAAUCAAGUGAGCUAGAGAAGUCAUUACUAGUUUUACCGUUUGAUGUUGUCAUUGAUUUGUUGAAACUGUUAGAUCACUUUAUCAAAUCUGGUUGGGAAGUUGAACUUUCAUGUAGAUGUCUUUUCUUUUUACUCCGGGUACAUCAUGGUCAAAUAACGUCCGAUCAGCUGUUACUACCAGUCAUUGAUAGCCUGCGACAGCACACCGUUAGCAAGGUCAACGAACUCCGGGACACAAUUGGUUACAACAUGGCAGGUCUCAAGUACAUACAGAGGGACAUUGAAUCAAAACAAGAAGUCCAGUUUUUCGCAGACGCCACAGAUAGAUUUCAAGAAAAGAAGCGGAAACAGAAAAAGAAGGAACGGGCCUUGUUAACAAUGAGAACUUGA
This is a messenger RNA of Saccoglossus kowalevskii, 2881 nucleotides long. RefSeq names its product WD repeat-containing protein 3. The record is from RefSeq and is a predicted model, not a curated record. Gene Ontology annotation, biological process: maturation of SSU-rRNA. Gene Ontology annotation, cellular component: small-subunit processome; Pwp2p-containing subcomplex of 90S preribosome. Gene Ontology annotation, molecular function: protein binding; snoRNA binding. NCBI's taxonomy places the organism in Eukaryota, Metazoa, Hemichordata, Enteropneusta, Harrimaniidae.